AUGUCCACAAGCACAUCAUAUGCGAGGCAUAUCUCGUUUGAUGAUUUGGCCCCAUCGCUCAUUGACGACCAAGCGAAGAUCAUAAGGGAAACUAGUCAACACAUUGGGUUUUACAAUCACUUCAUCAAGGUACCACCACAGUAUAACCCAGCGUAUAGGAAUGCGGUAGGGAGUGGUGAUGCGAGUCCCUUAAGACAACAGAACCACGAGUUAGACAGCCGCAAGCUGACUAGUAAGCUCGAUGGUAUGCACUUGGCCCCACGCGGAAGAUCUGCACUUGGGACUAGUAACAGGAGCAGAAGUGUGUCGCCAUUUAUACACUCGCCAAAGGUAACUAAUGCACCGAGAUUGCCACCUCCACCGGAACAGAAAAUUCUGAAAAUGAAAGAGAUCAAAGUUGAUGAGCCUGUAGAGAUAGAAGAUAUAGAUAUUAGUGAUGUUGAUCCUAACCUCGAGAAGCACAUUAAAAAAGUCACUGAAAGUAACACACAAACGAAUUCAGGUUCCAAUCAUGGAUAUACACAAAAUGCAUUCUCGAAUUUAAACGAAUUGGAGGAUAGAAUAGAUGUUAAGAACAAUAAGACCUCACAACCACCAGUAGGUGAAGAAAAGAAAAGGUCAAAAUCUUUUGCAGGAAUGACAGAUGCAGAAUUGGCACAACUGGAGGAUUUCUAUACAUCUCAAGCUCGUUCGACUUCUGUUUCGAACCAGAUGAACAAUUUUGAUUUCGGUAAGCAAAUUCCUGUGUUUUUCGAUGAUUCUAAGAAAAAUAACAAUGUAAAUGCAAACUUGGCUUUGGAGUCGCUGGCGGCUAUUUACCCGACAAGGCCAACUAUUACUUAUAAAUCGAUGUCACUGAAUUCACAACAUCCAGAAUAUACGGCUUUCAUGAAAAAAAUGAGAAAGCACGUACCUUGUCGAGAAAAAGAACAUACUAUAGAUUACCGAACUAUUAUGUGCUACAUUUCUGGUAGAAGAUAUACUUGGUCAAGUGUGGAUUGGUAUAUCGAAAAUGUGGCUGCUGAUGGUGAUCAUCUGGUUAUAGUAUCUAGAGUACCUGAGUUUGAAAAAGAACUAGAAACCCUUUGUAACCAGGAGAAAAGAAAAAGCAAACUCCAGCAGAGAAAUUCAGAUAGAUCUGAUAGAAUAUCGGUAUACUCUGAGAGUCAUACUCUAUCUAGUACACCUUCUAGCGAUCCAGAUGCUGUGACACCAUCAACUAUUGGUUUUAGAGCAGAAGCCAUAAGAGAUAGGGCCCGUGAAGUCUGUAGGGAAUUGCUAGAUUAUUACGCUUAUAGACUAAAAGAUAAGAUAACUAAAAUUACUGUCGAAAUUGUAAAGAGUGAUUCGACAAAAGAUGCUAUCACAGGUGCAGCAGGCGUGUAUGCUCCAAAUUUUCAGAUUAUUAGUACUGUUAGCACCAAUACUCAAAUCAAAUUCCGGAAUGGUAAUGUGAAACUACCAUUUUUUGUCUUAAAACAUUACCCAAUGCCAACAUUUCUAAUCCCAUUUGAAUUCAUUGACCCCAGUCUCCUAGAUAAGGAUUAUUUAUCACCAGAGUCACACGGUUCAGUUAAAGUGUCUUAUGUAGAUGAUUACGAACGUGUUGACCUUGACAGCAGAUUAACCUGGCUUGACCAAGUGAUUAAGAAGACGACAAAGAAUCCUUACGCCCAAAACUCUGAUAAGCCUAUUGAUCCCAUCUGUGACUCAGAUAGUGAAGCAGAAUCUGUUGCAUCGUUUACUGGUGAUCUUCCUAUUCAAGACAAGAAACGUUAUGAAGAGUUUGAACAUUUGGGAUAUGUGAUGCCAGCACCAAUGAGGCAACUACUCGCCAAAAGAUCAAAAUUAGUUUAUGAUAUAGAUGGUAAACGAUUAGCACCUGAUAACACCUCUCGUGGCUCUGGCCGUAGCUCAAGGUUGUAUUUGAAUGAUGGUGGAAUGUAUCGAGUUAAAUCUAUGGUAGAUUCUGUCCAGACUUCAGAGACGGAUGGUGAAAAUGACCGUUCUAAGAUGAAUCAGAACACCCUAAAUAAUACUGGUAUUCGAAAAGUGAAGUCCUCUGGUGGUCCUAUUUUCCUGACACCACCUAUGCCGGGAUCAACUAAUCGUCCUCCAAAGGGAAGAAAGCAUAGUGAUACUUCCCUCAAGAAGGCUAAAAGUCAUGAUCCCACGUCAAAAAGCAGUACACCGCUUUCACUACCCAGAGCAAGUUCCAAUGGCAAAUCUAAGAAAACUGAUAGUAGCAAGAAUUCGAGCUCAAGUUCCAGUAAGAAGAGCAUUGGAUCGAUGUUCAAGAAAGUAUUUUGGUAG
This is a messenger RNA of Nakaseomyces glabratus, 2313 nucleotides long. RefSeq lists its product as uncharacterized. The record is from RefSeq and is a predicted model, not a curated record. NCBI's taxonomy places the organism in Eukaryota, Fungi, Ascomycota, Saccharomycetes, Saccharomycetales, Saccharomycetaceae.